Messenger RNA from Bursaphelenchus xylophilus (pine wood nematode), 3925 nucleotides. NCBI's taxonomy places the organism in Eukaryota, Metazoa, Nematoda, Chromadorea, Rhabditida, Aphelenchoididae. The record is from the annotation of a GenBank genome assembly.
AUGAAUAUCUGUAAUCAAUGUGGAAAUACCCAGUUUACCGUGUUGGAUGGGUUAUAUUACUGCCGAAAUUGUGGCCAACAGAUUUUGGUAGGUCUUUACACAAUUUUCCUUUUUCAUUCAACUUUGAUUCUGAUUCUUUAUUCAGACUCUUCGUGAACUAGAAUUAGAAGCUGAUCGGUAUGAUACGUUAGGUCCUAGUCUAACGAAUGCCAGUAUUCUACGAACACCCAAAGACAAGGAAAGGAGAGCUCCUCCACCAAGAGAAGCGGUUGUGAAAGAGGCUGAUGUUCUUCAUUCAGUCACUUCUUAUUCAGAUUACCCGCGGUUCUCGGCUACUGUUGGAAAGAGAUUAACCACUGCGGCCCUUCUGUUGGUCAAGAUCAGCAGGUUUUUAGAGAAAGAGUUGAAAGUUUCCUCUGAAUUAAAGGUAUGUUUAACUUUAUAUUCAACGUUUCACUGUUCCGUUUAGGGCGUUGUAAUUUCUUUGUAUCAAAAAUAUUUGAUAAAAUUUAAUGUUGCAUUUGUUGACUCUGAAGUGGAUGCAGAUGAAGAAAAACAAUUUAAGAUGAUAAUGCAAAAAACCAACGUGUAAGUUGUUACCAUUUCCGGUGCAGUUGUUUGUUAAAAUUUUCUUUGCUUAAAAUUAGAAUGAAAAUGCUUCUUCAUAGAAACUUAUUUUUUCGAUAGACUUGAAUGGUGUUUCACUAGAAAGUUUCAUUUUUGCAACUUCGGCAGACUUCAUUUGCGGUAGAUCGGGUAUAGCAACUUAACAAUCUUUACUAGUUAUUACUGUUUCAAAUCAAUUUUCAAUACUAUUAUAUACCCACAUCUACUGAAAAUUAUGCUUUCUAGGGAAUUCUCUUCAGCAAAAAUGAGUUUUCUACGAAAGAAAUCAUUUUUGCUAAACAUAAGUUGUGAAAAGCAUUUUUCAUUCACACACAUAGACCUACAAGGGCUCAACAAAACAAGUCCCCUUGUUUUUUUUGUAACAAUACCAUUUGAAGGGGUCAGAUUUUUUCCUGAAGGGUAAAAAACGCGGUCGGUCUGUUCCUCCGGAAGAGAGCGGUGUGGCCUAGUGGCUUGUGCCGUAAUCUUGAGAUCAAGAGGGCUGACGCCGCAUGGGUUCGAUUCCCCUUAAAUAAAAUUUGUAAACAUGUGAACGAUUUAACGAACAGGGGUUUAUAUAGGGCAAAGUCAACUUAAGAUUGAUUUUUCACUCCUAAAACCCAAAAUUGGGCAGCUAAUUUUUACAUAUUCUUAAUCAGCACAAUUUUUCGGAUUUUUUGACAUACGUCUCGUCGAAAAGUAGGAGCCCCCAUAAAAGUAUUUACUUUUCUUGUCAGGAAUUCUGCGAUCAUUAUUGACUCCGGUCAUUGCUGAGCGCGGUAAUUAUGGAACUCUUCGGUCAUUUUGCGAUUCGCGGCCAUUAUCCAUUCAGUUUUUUACACUGUUUCAAGCCGUGUAUGUUUCACGAAAAAACUAGGGGCGAGGUUUUGCCGAAUCCUUUUUGGUCGCUUUCAGUGAGAUAAAGAAAGAAAUGAAGGAACUGAAGAUAAAGGAAAAGGAAAGAAACAAGGCUGAAAAGGAAUUGAGGAGAUCACAGAUGAAUGUAUUUGAACAAGUCACUCAAGUUGUAAGGUCAUAAAGUAUAUUUGGAUAGAUGUUCCAGGAAGAUCGGGAGCCCGAGAGAGCAUUGGCCGUCGAUUUGAUCGAGAACGUUAAUUUAAAACUUUCGAUUCCUUCAAUCCGUUUGGCAGCCAGGGUUUAUCUUGGCAUUGAUUUACUCUUGGCGAUAACUUAUACUAGCCUUAUUUUACUCGGGAAGAGGAACAUCUUAUACUCAGAUCUGCUGAGGUAGACGUCUGGUAUAAAAUGAGAAAUAUAUAUCUUCAGAUGGCACAGGGAAGAUCGGUUUAAAAUAUCCAAAAUGCAAAUCCUCUCGCUGGUCCAAGCUGCCGAUCAUGACCAAGAAAAUCCUGCAAAAAAGAUGACGAAUCGGGUUUUCUUUACUCAAAUGAUCAGCGGGGUAUGUCAUUGUUUCACAAACGGUGGUAUUAUUUGCGUUUUAGGUAACGCCUCUCAUCGAAGGAUAUUCUCUGCUGUCCAUGUUCUUAUCAGUUCUCCAAAUACCGCAAGUCUGUCCUACUCCCUCAUCUGAAAUGGUAUGUGCAUAUAUAUUUUGCUUGAGAUUUAUAAUGUUUUUUUUUCAGAUUCUCAAAAGAUUUCUUUAUGAUCUCAAUUUGCCUUUGGAGUUAUACAAUAGAAUUAAAGUGAUCCAAGGGUUUAUAUUGGAGCCCAAGCCGUUUUUCGAUCAGUCUUGGAUUAAAAAACAUUUCCCAAUGAGUAGUAAACAUGUUGACGAACUCCUGGAAGAGGCCGACGUGGUUGGCCCCAAGGCUUUCCUUCGAUGUUUGAUGACUUUUGAUUUCAGGACAUCUAUGAUUUAGUUAGUGUGCUAUUUUGUUUUGAUAUGACCGACGGUUUCAUUUUAGCGGGCUACUUUCAUUCGAGACGAGAAUGUUAUCAGUUCUGUUGUUCACUUUAACUUUGAUUUUCUCGCAGGACUUUGUAAGUGUUGGGGACGAAGAGAGUGGUAAACACCUGUUUAAUGUCCGUGCUUGGCUUUUACAACUCACCAUGAAAACGCAGAUAAGAUCUGGAAAGUCUGUGGAUCAAGUGUUAUCCACGAAGUAAGGUGAUUUUUAAAGAUUGUCCAAUUUGAAGGAAUAAUGAUGAUAUUAACCUAACAUCGAUAACAAUGAAAAGAAUGUACCAUUUGGGCAAGUGGAAUAGGGAGAGGAAAGUGCAGACGUGUCUGCCAGAGAGGAUUUUCUUGUCAUCCAAGGAGAAGAUAUUCAGGGAGUGUUUCCCGCUUGAUCAUUCGACUGCACCUUCGACGUCGCAGAGGUCCUUAUACGGUAAGUUUGGCUUGUUUGUGGUACUACAUAUCUUUUUAGCUCCUUAUCGUUCACUGUCGAACCAACAAGAUGUAGAUGAGUCGUCUGCAUAUCUCGACAUGAACCGGAGGCAAAUCCUUUUUCUCGAUUUUUCAAAGGACAGACUUCCAAGUUUAGAACCGGAUGAUGAGGAGGUAAAUAACUGUUUUUGAAACGCUAAUUUAUUUAUUUCAGAAUUCUUUAAAUGAUUGGAGAGCUUUCUUCCCUAAGUUCCUGACUUAUAAACGCAUUCGUAGACGAGAGAUGACAACGGUCAGCAAUGGAGAAACACAUUUUCUUGAAUCAAGAUGGACUCAGAACCUCUACGAUAAUGACAAAAAGUUCCUCCAUUUGUCGUUCCUCCAGUGUUUGGCAUUAUUGGCCACAGUAAUUGGAGAGAAAGAGGAGAUACUUUACUUAUCUUUUUUGAUGGUAGAACACAUGUUUUUUGAGAUGGGCGAUGUAGAAUAUCAUGAAGACGUCGAUUCAGAAGAUCUUAAUGAAGAUUGUUCGGAAGCUGAUACAUCGAAUAAAGCUGAUUUCUGCAAAGGUACGUAAACGGGGGAGGGGUUUGAAAAAACGAAUUCUGUUGCGAUAAACUUUUUGGAGAUAUCCUCUUGGACCACACGUGGUUAAGUCCCUAAUCAGAUGCGUUUAUCCUCUAAUACCAUCUGAAUAAGAAGUCUUGGUAAAAGUGCAAGAAUAUUUUGAUAGAUGGGAUCGCCUAUAAAAAAAGGAACGACGAAAGGAAAUUAGAUUGAUGGCGUUAUUGAGACCCUAGUUAAUCUCUUAUUCCAACAACAUUCGGGCCAUGGUACGGCUUAUCCGAUAUUCCAAGAUUAGGUUCAUCCAAAAUUUGCAAAAAAAGCAUUUAAUUGGCAGAGUCUAAUUAAAUGAGGUAAAUCACUAAUUACACAGUAUUUUUAGGUAAGAACAGGAGAGAUAAAAGCAAAAAGGUAUGGCGCGCUCUUGUCCAAUCCUUCUGGUAG